Messenger RNA from Ichthyophthirius multifiliis, 778 nucleotides. RefSeq lists its product as hypothetical. NCBI's taxonomy places the organism in Eukaryota, Ciliophora, Oligohymenophorea, Hymenostomatida. The record is from RefSeq and is a predicted model, not a curated record. Gene Ontology annotation, biological process: signal transduction. The transcript has 2 exons. Gene Ontology annotation, molecular function: 3',5'-cyclic-nucleotide phosphodiesterase activity.
UCUAAAUGAAGUUUAAGAAUUUAGUUUAGUUUUUGGAGGUUUAUGUCAUGAUGUAGCUCAUAGAGGAAGGACAAACGCUUUUGAAGUAAAUACUAUGAGUAAAUUGGCUAUCAGAUAUAAUGAUUAAAGUGUAUUAGAAUAACACCAUAUAGCUCGUACGUUUAAAAUAUUAAGGGAGAACAGUGCAAAUAUAUUUAAGAAUUUAACUAUUUAAAAUGUUUAAUUAAUACGAAAAUAUCUAAUUAAUAAUAUAUUGGCUACAGAUAUGAGCAAACAUUUUGUUUAUUUAAAAGAUUUCUAAUAAGAGUUUUUAGAAGGUGAGGAAAAAAAAGAUAUUUCUAAACUUGAAGAAAAAGAUAUUAAUAUUUUAACUGGUAUUCUUACUCAUACUUCCGAUUUCCAUCAUUCUGCUUAAGUAUUUGAAAUUAGUAGAUAAUGGAGUGUUUUAGUUAAUAAAGAAUUUAUAUUUAGAAGAGGGAAAAAAGGUAUUUAAUAAACUGCUUAUCUUAAAGAUCUUGAUAAAAUGCAUAUUUAUGCAAAAAAUGAGGCAGGGUUUAUAAAAAUGAUUGUAAAACCUUUAUGGGAAACUAUAAAUAGAUUCCUUAAUAGUCAGAUUUAAGAAUAAGUUUAAAAUUUAGAAAAUUCUAUUGUUUAAUGGAAUGCUUUAUAAGAAUAAGCUUAAAUAGAAGAAGAGUUAAAUAAAAAAAAAUAAGAAGAAAAUUUAUAAAAGAGCAAAUAAUAAGUUAAUAUAAAUGUUAAAUUGAAAAAUUUAGUUUGA